ACAAACUUCACCAACAUCCCUUACGGACAGGGUAAAAGAAGAAAUCUUAUUCUUCGAAACCAAACACUUUGGCAGUUGCAUUUUUUUGUGAACGUUUUUAUUUAUUUAUUUUUUUAUUGAAAAGUGAUUGAUUAGUUGGUUAAAAUGGUUUCAAGUGUUUGGUUAUCGAAAAAGCUGCUUUUUAUUGUCGCUGCAGCUGUCAUUAUGGGUGUCUUUUUGUUUUUCAACAAUUUAUACAAGAUCGAUCUUUCUUUAGUUAAUUUACCAUCUGCUGCUGAUUUAAAAGACUCUUAUUGUUCUACGCCCACUAAUUAUGUUGUACCUCCUCCUAGAAUUGCCCAAGCGGACAAGAAUGCCUAUGGACAGGCUAAGACCCUUCAUAAAGCAUUUGUUAAUGAAGAGGACACUCAAGCAAUCAAGUCCCAUGAAAUUGUUUUGCUUUUGGGAAGCAAUGGAAACACAGGCUCGUUUGAUCCUUCCAUCAUGGAUGAUGUUUUUGCCAACCGUUUGCAAUAUGUCAAGGAACACAACUAUAACUUUGAGUUUGUAGAUUUAAAUGGUAUUAACAUGCCGGCUGUUUGGGGCAAGAUGCCAAGCGUGAUUCAAAUGAUGGAAAAGUAUCCGACUGCGAAAUGGAUUUGGUGGUUAGAUCAAGAUGCCUUGAUUAUGAAUAACAGCCAAUCCUUACAAGACUUGUUUUUGUCUCCCGAGAAACUCAAAUCUUCUUUAUUGACGGAUCAACCCUUAUGGAGUCAAAUCAUAACUGAGGAGAAGAGACGUACUCCCUCUGCCUAUGAUAAUGAGAUGAUUGAGAAUGUGGAAUUUUUGAUUUCUGAAGAUCACAAUGGUGUAAAUGCUGGAAGCUUUCUCGUGAAAAAUACGGAAACGAUGGCUCUAUUCAUGGAUUUACUAACAGAACCUUUACUUGUGGAUUACAAAGUUGUGCGUCAUGAGCAAGAUCUUAUCGGAUUAAUGCUUCAUCACCAUCCUCAGCUUGCUGCCAAGUUUGGUAUCUUACCGCAAAGAUAUUUGAACGCCUAUCCUCAUGCUCCUACCGACAUGGAAUAUCAUCCAGGUGACCUGUUGGUACACUUCGCUGGAUGCUGGGUUGAAAAUAAAUGUAUGGAUCUUUGGGAAGAAUUCAAGCAGAAAUUGGUGUAAUUUGUGCUUCCAUCGACCUAAUCUCCUUUGCUAUUAAUUCCAAGGGGUGUUUUGUUUUCAUCUACUUGUGCAUAUAUACUGAUUUUAUGUGUAUUACUACCGCAUUUUGUAACAUUUUUUAUUGGGUCAGCUCUGUUGCUGACUCUUCAAUCAGUCCCCAUUUAUAAUAUUUAUUAUUUUAUUUAGUUUUAUAUUUUCCUUACUAAUCGCCUCGUUGGUCUGGUUUGAUUUGAAUACAUCUUUCCAUUGUUAUUCUCUUUUAUAUAUAUAUAUAUAUAUGUAUGUAUUUUGCAG
Molecule: messenger RNA, 1455 nt
Organism: Schizosaccharomyces octosporus yFS286
Lineage: Eukaryota; Fungi; Ascomycota; Schizosaccharomycetes; Schizosaccharomycetales; Schizosaccharomycetaceae
Product: alpha-1,2-galactosyltransferase Gmh1
Exons: 1
Coding region: 145-1161 (338 amino acids)
Biological process (GO): protein N-linked glycosylation
Cellular component (GO): Golgi membrane
Molecular function (GO): glycosyltransferase activity
Source: RefSeq, a predicted model, not a curated record